This is a messenger RNA of Parathielavia appendiculata, 1550 nucleotides long. RefSeq lists its product as uncharacterized. The coding region runs from base 127 to 1302 and encodes 391 amino acids. The transcript has a single exon. The record is from RefSeq and is a predicted model, not a curated record. Lineage: Eukaryota; Fungi; Ascomycota; Sordariomycetes; Sordariales; Chaetomiaceae.
UCUCGUAACAUAUUGGCAUUGAACGUUUGGAGCUUUCCUUGGUUUGCGAUGUCGACCCGGAGCAUCCGUGCGCCCUAGAAGCCGCCUUGCUCUCGGCCCCGUCUCCCUCUUCCCGCGUCUUAGAGAAUGCCAUGUGCAGCUAUCCAAGUCAACCAGCUACCCACUCCAGCAAAUGGCUCAAGAAGCGAUUCUCCAGACCUGCGGCAGAGCUUCUCCCGUGGCCCUGUCAACCCCAGGACUUCGUCGGCUCUCGCAACCCUCCCGCCAGAGCUGCGCAUCCGUAUCCUCGAAUAUACCGACCUUGUAACCCCUUGGAAGGAGGUUACAUGGAGUUGGCAACACCGCGGCUACCGGGUGGUUUGCGCUCUCUGCACCUCUUCGUCGCUUGACUCCCCACCCCACAAUCACAGUGGUUGCCGACUGAGCAGCUGCGAUCCUAAUGUCCACGAUGGGGACUGCGUACCAUCCGCCGGCUGCCGACAUUCUGCUUUCUCCUCUUCCGCCUGCAACUGCUGGGCCCCGCCCACCAACCUGUUUCUUAUCUACCGCACUUCCUACCGAGACGCCCAGUUCGCCUUCUUCUCGCGCAACCGCUUCAUCAUCCACGACUUCCACGUAACGGAGCCCUGGGACCUACCGGCCGAGCAACUCGAACCGGGCAGGCCGAAAACUGCCAGCACGCGCACCAGUUACCCGUUCGAACGUCUCGCCGUUUCCAAGUUCCUCCGGGACAUUGUCCCUGUCCACUGCCUGGCCUACCUCCGGUUCCUCGAGCUGUUGUUCCCCCCUUACGUGCCCCACGACUGGCCUCAUAGAGAACACCCAGCGAUCCUGGACUGGGCCGCCACGGUGGACUGGGCCCGAGGCCAGGUCAACGCGCCCGCGCUCACCAUCCGCCUUGUCAUGGCGGAUUUCGGGGCCGGCGCGCCCAUCAUUGGCCGUAGGGCUAUGACCAAGGUUCUAGCGGACGAUACCCUUCGAGGGUACGCGUACAUCAUGCAACCUCUGAAGCCAUUGGUAAGGGGGAUGGCGGCGGCGGCCUGGCGGGCCUCUACCUGCACCCGGCACAUCCCGCGCGAUGGAUCCUGGACGUUUGCCGGCGUGCUCAACUGGACGACGGGUACCUCGCCCGACUGCACCGAAACCACAUUGUUGAGGCUGAGCGAUAUUUGCGGGGCCCCGGCUCGAGUGCCCUCAACCACCUCAACAGGGUUGAGCCCAACAAGAGCUCCUGGCAGCGCUGGUAUCAGGCGGAUAAUCCUCACGGUGAUUAAGAUGAUGGAGAUAAUACAGUGGUACUAGGGAGCUACCUUUGCUGUCCUUUUUUCAAGGCGGGCUUUUCGGACUGUGGCGUUCGGCCCCUGGGACUGUAGCCCCACCCACUCACCAUACAUAACCCCAACCCUGAUUUUUGUUGCGCCGCACCCCGUACCGCAGGCCGCAUCACACUGGCCAUCGCGUUGCUAGAAUAAACGGCAUUGCGUCGCGUCGCUCGAAAACAGUAAAAUGCAUUCGUUUGAGCGCACUUGAACCAUGUGAGCGCAUUUGAU